AUGGCUGCUGAAUUUGUUGCUGGUGCUUUGUUCUCUGCUUCACUUGAGUUCCUGUUUGAUCGAUUGGUGUCUGAGGAGAUAUCCCACCUGUUCCAAGGGAAGAAGGCCAUUCUGAAGUUGCUGGACAAGCUCAAUAAUAAGCUGUUAUCAGCUAAUGCACUGUUCAAUGAUGCAGAGGAUAAGCAAAUUGGAGAUGACAACAUCAAGCAGUGGCUUUGCAAGCUUCAAGAUGUCAUCUAUCAAGCCAACGACUUGGUGGACAUGAUGGACUAUGAAGCUCUCCGAUCCAAGAUAAGAUGCGAUCAAUCUAGCAGCCGCGCUAGCAAGGUGCUUCACCAACUGAGAUCCAUGCCGCCUUUUUUGUUUAACUUUCACAAAGUUGUACAGAGUGAUGCCGCUGAGAUCCUUGCUGAACUAGAUGAUCUUCUUGCUCAAAAGGAUGCUCUUGGCUUGAGAGAACGUGUACGGAGCAAUUCUUCUCAAAGGCCACCUGCUCCUUUACUCGAUGAAUCUAAUGUUUAUGGGAGGCAUGCUGAAAAAGAGGCCAUUGUUAAUCUGUUGCUGAAAGAUGAUGUCGUUGAUGGAGGAGAUGCAAUUUCUGUCAUCCCGAUUGUUGGGAUGGGUGGUGUUGGCAAAACCACUCUUGCUCAACUCGUUUAUGAUGAUAAUCGAGUUAAAAAGCAUUUUGAGUUAAGAGUAUGGGUUACUGUGUCAGAUGAGUUUGAUAUUUCAAAGAUAACAAGAGAGAUCUUUGAGGGGGUCACUUCCGAAAAAUGCCACAUCGAGAACCCAAACGAAAUUCGAAGAAAAUUGAAGGAAGCAUUACAAGGGAAGAAGUUUAUGUUUGUUCACGAUGAUGUUUGGAAUGAGUCUUAUUCUUUGUGGAACACUUUGAAGAGUUGUUUUGAAUCUGGAGCAAGUGGAAGUAAAAUUGUUGUGACAACCCGGAGCGAAACUGUCGCCACUACUAUGGCCACCGAGAAAAUUCAUCAACUACACACAUUGUUAGAUGAAGAUUGUUGGCAAUUAUUUGUCAAACAUGCUUUUAGAAACAAGGAUGAGCUUCUUAAUUACAAUGAUUUGGAAGUAUUGGGUAGACAAAUAGUGGACAAGUGCAAAGGUCUUCCUUUAGCAGUAAUAUCUCUCGGUGGACUAUUGCGCUCGGAAAGAAAUGCCGAGAAAUGGGAGGAUAUACUUAAGAGUGACACUUGGGAGGAGUUGUACAAGAAGGAGGGUUCUAUUCUUCCAGCUUUAUGGUUGAGCUACCGUCACUUACCUGCUCGACUCAAGCAAUGUUUUGCUUAUUGUUCAAUAUUUCCUAAAGAUUAUGAAUUUCAGAGAAAAGAAUUGAUUUUGUUGUGGAUGGCACAAGGUUUUUUGCCGCUUGAUAAAAAAAGCAAGAAGAUGGAGGAACAUGGGGAGGAGUACCUUGAAGAUCUUUUGUCAAGGUCAUUGUUUCAACGUUCAAAGAAGAAACAAUCAUUCCUCCAAAUGCAUGACUUGGUUGGAUUUGAGUAA
This is a messenger RNA of Cannabis sativa, 1518 nucleotides long. Its product is annotated as putative disease resistance RPP13-like protein 1. Gene Ontology annotation, biological process: defense response to other organism. The coding region runs from base 1 to 1518 and encodes 505 amino acids. Gene Ontology annotation, molecular function: ADP binding. The record is from RefSeq and is a predicted model, not a curated record. The transcript is spliced from 2 exons. NCBI's taxonomy places the organism in Eukaryota, Viridiplantae, Streptophyta, Magnoliopsida, Rosales, Cannabaceae.